Messenger RNA from Scaptodrosophila lebanonensis, 9664 nucleotides. It is a transcript of the gene Camta, whose product is annotated as myb-like protein P. The transcript has 22 exons. Lineage: Eukaryota; Metazoa; Arthropoda; Insecta; Diptera; Drosophilidae. Gene Ontology annotation, cellular component: nucleus. Gene Ontology annotation, molecular function: double-stranded DNA binding; transcription coregulator activity; protein binding. Gene Ontology annotation, biological process: regulation of transcription by RNA polymerase II. The record is from RefSeq and is a predicted model, not a curated record. Bases 361 to 6876 code for a protein of 2171 amino acids.
UUGUUUAAACAACUGUAGUUUGUAACAAAAAUAUUGAUUUUUUAUUUAAUUAAUCGCGCCUGCGCAUCCGUGUGUAACAAAUUCCGUACGAAACGUGCUCGCCUUAUAUACGCACAACCAUAGUGAAAAUAUUUGUUUACAUCUGGUGGCCUGUUAGUGCUGUCCUAAAUAUCGAGAAGUUUUCCUCAAACAAACUCUCCCGAAAUGAUGUCUUGCCAGGAUCUAAAUCUUCUGAGUUAGUGAACAGUGUUCCAGUCGCCGAGGUCGCAUCUGGAUGGCUCCCAUGGAAUUUAAUUGCCUCGUUUGUCGUCGCAGUUGCUGGUGCUGUGGUGGGCUCGGUGGCAGUGGCACCCAAAAAGAAUGGAAACCUAUCGUCUAAAUCUGCAACUACCCAACAACAAUAACAACAGCAACCACAGCAAAAAUGGCCAAAGCCGUGCCACAACUCUGGUCAAAUCACAAAGCAGUGGCAAACUUAAUAAGAACAGCGAAGCAGAGGCGACAACGACCAGCACUUUACGAGCGGCCAAGCUUAAAAUCGAGGCCAUGCAACAGCAACAGCAACAGCAGCAACACCAGCAGCAAAAACAACAGCUUAGCAGCAACGGCAGCAACUUCAUCUUGCUGCGCGGCACGCGCAAUGAAAAUGGUCAAAUCGUCAUACAAAAUAAGCAGGACAUUUUAAGUCUGUUGAACGAGCAGCAACAGCAGCAGCAGCAGCAACAGGAGAAAGCAACUGCCAUUACGUUAAACCAGCUGCCGACAACAACAACAAUAGCGCGUAAGACCAUUCUACAAACGACCAAUGCCAGCUCAAGCAUUUCCAUUCUCGCUACCAACAACAAUAAUCUGGCCAAGGACUCCAUUAGCAGUAGCAACAAUGGCAACACCAUUCUGUUGCAAACACCUAUUAAUGCUACUCAGUUGGAGAGUGUAUUGAAGGCGCAGGGUGCGCCGGCCAUAUCAACAGCAACAGCAACAACAACAACAACAACGAAGCAUAGUCUGGUUACUGUCUCCGACAAGGCAGCAGCAGCAUCUGCAGCAACAACAGCAACAUCCAAACUCAUUGAACGUCCAUUUAUGUUGAAACAUGCCUCGCGUAGUCUUAGCUCGGAAAGCAAUUGCGACAGCAAAUCUCCGUUUGUGUUGCAGACCCUUAAACGCUUGGAGAAGUCACAGUCCAUACUGGUUAUACGCAAUUCGUCGUCUGGCUCUGCGGUGAGCAGCACGACCAACAUCAACAAUACAAGCAGCAAUGGUGGCAGCAGCAACAACGCCCAGACACAGCAUGUGCUGAGCGUAACACGAACUGCGAAGGCGCCCAAAGGUGUGGCCACAACGUUGCAUAAGCUCAAAGCACCACCGGCAACGGCUACGGCAGCAACAACAACAACGCCGGCAACUACUAUCUACCGUUUGGGCAGCACUAACAAUGGCACAACGUUGGCCGUCAAGCAGUUGAGUAGCAGCAACAACAAUAAUUGCAGCAGUAACAACAAUAAGCAACAGCUUGAAGCGCUGGAGCGUCUGAGUGUGAAUGCCACAGCGACGACAACAACUACAGCAACGGUCAAUAAAUUGUGUUUAACAGCAACAACGACAACAACAUCACCAGUUGAGCAGCAGCAGCAGCAACAGCAACAGCAACAGCAACAGCAGCUGAAACAACAACAGCAACAACAACUAACGUCAACGCAAAUGAAUGUGCCACUUGGGAACGAUGGCGAACCCAUCAAACUACCCGACAAUUUGGAGAGCUUGCCAAGAGCUGACAGUUUUCCGUCACAGCGUCAUCGUUGGAAUACAAAUGAGGAAAUUGCUGCGAUUCUUAUCAGCUUUGACAAACAUAGCGAAUGGCAAUCAAAAGAAGUCAAAACAAGGCCGAAGAGCGGUUCCUUGCUACUCUAUUCGCGUAAGAAGGUGCGAUACCGACGUGAUGGCUAUUGCUGGAAGAAGCGCAAGGAUGGGAAGACAACGCGCGAGGAUCACAUGAAACUGAAAGUACAAGGCACUGAGUGCAUCUACGGUUGUUAUGUACACUCGGCCAUAUUGCCGACAUUUCAUCGCAGAUGUUACUGGUUGUUACAGAAUCCGGACAUUGUUUUGGUGCACUACCUAAAUGUCCCCUAUCCGGACGACAACAAGAUGUCCGUAAUUGCGCCCAGCAUCACGCUCUGGGGCGAUAAGAAGGAGUGGACAAAGGAGGAGCUCGUCAGCCAGUUGAAGCCCAUGUUAUCCACCGUGAACUCAGAUGACGACUCCGAUUCAGGAAACGACAUCGAAAUAUCGACGGCCGAAACGGUGGAGUCCAUUGUGUGCCAGCUGAUGGAGAAGCAGCGGCUUUCCCGACAGGCAGCCCUAGUCAAACAGUUGGACUGCGGCUGCGGAGAUGCGGGUUGCGCCGAUGGAAAGACCUGCACGCAUCCGGUAAUGCGACGCACGGGUAUUCUGAAGUCCGUCUCGGAGAAGCGACUGAGCGAGGGCUUCAAUUCUCACAAUGGCGUCAAUGGUACCCCGAAUGUUGUGGUAGCCACCAAGCUCUACUCGCGCUGGUCGGAGCGCCAUCGACAGCGCGAUGCCAUGCAUCUGGACAAUCCACACGCCCAGUUCCACAAUGCCACACAACAAUUGCCGCAGGAGUCGGCCAUUAAAUUUCAAAUCAUUCCGCCGCAACACCAGCAGCAACAACAACAACAACAGAGUUCUCAUAGCGAUGGUAAUUAUCAGCAGCAAUAUCGUGGUUCGUCUACUCAAAUGGUAGCCACAAGAAGCAAUUUGAUAAUACAGCAGCAACAGCAGCAACAACAGCAGCAGCAACAGCAACAACAACAACAACAGCAAAACCACUCAAAUUAUCAGCAACAGCAACAACAAACGCAGCAGCAUCAACUAAACUUACAACGCUUUGUGGCAAGUCACAAUCAGAGCAAUCAAAGUCACAGUCAUAAUAAUAGUAAUCCAACACAUUUAAAUCAUCGCCUGCAGAUUGCUAAUACAACAAUCACAGCAACGACGAGGGAGGCGGCAGCAGUGGCAGCAGCAGCUGCUGCUUCAGCUGCUGCUUCCUCAAGUGUCAUGGAGACAGAGAUAAUUGAAAACCAAACUCACAUGACCACAAAUGUAAAUUCCAAUAAAAUCAGCAGCCACAGCACAAAUAACUGUAGCAGCAGUAGCAGCAACAGUAGCAGUGGCAAGCAAUUAGAAGCGGGGGCAACAGCAAAGAGUCAGGGGGCAGCAGCCUCAACAAACAACGAAUUAAAUGUCGUAAAUAGUAAUGGUUCUGGGGUCAACAGCAACAGCAACAACAACACCAACAACAGCAAUAACGCCAGCAACAACAACUUCAUCUAUAACAAUCAACAGCAACAAAUAAAUGCUUCCAACACCAACAGCAACAACAACAACAACAACACAAACAAUCACCAGCAGCAGCAGCAGCAGCAGCAACAACAUUAUUAUAAAUUGCAGGAGACAACGCAUGGCACGACUACUGGACUCACACCUGCAGGACAUGCGCCUGUUGAGGCGAUGUGCAUGUCACCUGAGCAUCACAGCGCGCGCAACCAACCCCUGCAUGCAGUUUUGUCUUCCGCUGGCAACACUCCUUCCAGUUCGGCCACAUGCUCCACCUCAAGUUCCUUACAGUCGAUUAUUGAUGGCAAUCAACAGCAACAAAUUACAACGACAGCAACACCAGCAACAGCAGCAACGACGUCAGCGGCGACAGCAGCAGCAGCAACAACAACAACAACAAAUUGUGAUAAUUUAAUGAGCGGAGAGUUGGAAGUGAACGGCAAUGAACCGCAAAAACGCGUGACUGGAGGAGACGGCUACAACAACAACAACAAUCAGGUCGCAGACUGCCACAAAUCCCAAAAUGGUUGUGCAAACUUCAGUGCUUCCAGCGAUAAUAGCAGCCAAAUCAGCGCUAGCGACGAGAGCAGCUUUGGUCCUAUGGAGCUUAGUUCAACCGUCAACAAUCAGAGUACCAGCAACAGCAGCAACAUCAGCAACAGUGUUGGCAACAGCAAUGAGGAGUUGGAGCAGCCGGCAAGUGCCAGCAACGAAACCUUGAGCUUUUUCAAUGAAACCCUGGACUUGUCCCAUGAAGAUUUGCAGCGCACGCUCAUUGCCAAUAUGCCGUAUAACAACAACAACAACAACAGCAGCAACAACGACACAACCAUCAUUGCCAACAAUUGUGUGGAGUCGCUUAACAAUGCGGAGCAACAAAAGCGCAGUACACCGUGCCACGACACCGAGGGGGACGACGAAGACGCGGAAGAUGUCUUUGCCAAUUUGGAUGCUUUUGAUAUGCUAGUGGAGUUUCCCGAACUGGAUCUGGAUGAUAAGCAGGCCUUGAGCAACACAGCUCACGAGCAUGGACACGGACAUGGACUGCACUCCGGAGCCUAUCUGGAGGAGGUGGCUGCCCAGACGACGAUGCCUGGUGUGCCACAGUGCGAUCGAAAAUUACUGAACAUCUGUGACUUCAGUCCGGAAUGGUCCUACACCGAGGGUGGCGUCAAGGUGCUUGUGGCUGGUCCCUGGACAAGUAAUGCCACGUACACGGUUCUCUUCGAUGCGGAACCUGUGCCCACUGUGUUGGUGCAGGAGGGCGUGCUGCGCUGCUACUGUCCGGCACAUGAGCCGGGAUUCGUAACGCUUCAGGUCGCCUGUGAUGGCUUCCUAGUAUCCAACUCCGUUAUGUUCGAGUACAAGAUGUCGUUGCUCGCGGACGCGCCUUUCGAUGCGAGCAGCUCCAAUGAUUGUCUCUACAAGUUUACUCUGCUCAAUCGCUUGUCGGCCAUUGAGGAAAAAUUGCUGCUCAAAGCUGAGCAGGAUUUGACGUCUGACCACACGGCUCUCUAUUUGGAGCCUAAAUUUGAGGAGAAAUUGGUUGGCUAUUGCCAGAAGCUCACUAAGAACGCAUGGUCUGCCCAAAGUAGCGGCAAUUGGAGCGCGGGCUUCCGUGGACUUACAUUACUACACUUGGCCGCCGCAUUGGGCUACUCAAAGGUGGUGUGUGCUUUGUUGAAUUGGCGCGCGGAGAACCCACAUAUCAUACUCGAAACAGAGCUAGACGCGCUGAGCCAGGAUAUACAUGGAUACACGCCGUUGGCCUGGGCCUGUGUGCGCGGCCACACUGAGUGCGCUCUCAUAUUGUACAAAUGGAAUCAUAAUGCGCUGAAGAUCAAGACGCAUGCCCAGCAAUCUCCGUUGGAUCUGGCCCACCUGAAGGGUCACAAGCAGAUUCUGGCACAGAUUUAUCGGCUGGAGAAGGAGCGUUGCCGCAAACCGCAAAUGCGCGGCACUCUGGCCAAUCUAUCAAUGAGCAUGGCCCGCUCGCUUCAUGGCUCGGAGGCAGACGCUGAGGACCAAACCUACAAUGCAUACGAAUUGGAGCUGCAGCGCAAGCACGAUGGAGUAUUUCUGCGACCUGUCGCAGUCCAUAGCAACCAAAGUCCACCUAACAACUCGCGCUAUGCCAAACGCUCGUCGGUUGACAGCGGCAUUAACAUGGAUAUUCGAGGCAAGUCGGGCAAGCCGUUAAGCAGAUUGCACAGCAGCAAUUUCGAGUCGUUUGAUUACGCACUGGGCGUUGACUCGCCACUGGACUCCCUGACCACCAACUCGUUGCUCUCGCCUCUUCGCAAAAUGGACUUUGCUCUGUGCGAGGUAUCCACGGGAGAAUCGAGUCCCCUACAUGAAAAAGAUAUCGAUUGCGAUGACAAUUCCACGAGCGUUACCGACGCGACCAUUAAUAAUGAUCUGAACGAUGCCAUUGUAGGGGACUCAGAUGCCAAGGUCCUGACACUGGCAGAGCACAUCAUAGCGGCCAUGCCCGAGCGCAUCAAGAAUGAAGCCGACGAGAUGAUGGUGCUGGGCAGUCCACUGACGGAGCCGCUCACCUCAGAGUCCUCGGCACUAACGGAUAGCUUUAUGGAUCCACUGCUCGACUCCUUGCCCAACACACAUUUCGAGGGCGACUUCAGUUUUGACUUUCACGAUCACAGCUAUCGCUAUCAUGACGUGAGCACACCUUGCUCCAGUCUCAGCCCCGCCAGCUCGGGGCCAUUACAGUCGCCGGCCAGCUAUUCGAUACUGGGCACCGAUCCUUCAGUGAGCUCGCCCAGUCCGCCGCCCUCAACGAAGCAGUUGACAGAGUUCCUGCACGCCUCCAGCAUUGCGCAGUAUCCCUUUGAGGCGGACUUCUCCAAGCUAACGCUCACAGACACGGAGCAGCGAGAGCUGUACGAAGCCGCCAAGUGCAUUCAGAAGGCCUAUCGCUCUUACAAGGGGCGGCAGAAGCUCGAGGAGCAGAACAAGGAGCGCACAGCAGCCGUGGUCAUACAGAACUACUAUCGGCGGUACAAACAGUACGCCUACUACAGGCAAAUGACGAAUGCGGCUCUGGUCAUACAGCAUGGCUAUCGCUCGUACCGGCGCAACAAGCGCUUCAAGAAGUCGCAGCACCCGUCGGGUGGCGUGGAUGGCUUGGGCCAUGGGAGCGAGCACGGCAGCGUCAGCAGCAACUCCCAGUGUUUGUCGAGCUUCUACGAUCACUACAAGCAGGAUCAGCAGCAGCAGCAGGAGCUGAGCUCGCAGCCCAGCACCCCCAAGGAGACCAGUCCGUCGGGCCCCCUGAAGCGAACUUACUCACAAUCAACACAGAAUCAAGCUGCCAGAAAAAUACAACAAUUUAUGAGACAAUCACGCAUUAACAUUUGGGAUGAGAACUUUACUACUUUGACUUCAGAGAGAACGAGCCGAAAAAGAGAAGCUGGUGCACCAACGCAGGGCGGAAUACCUUCGAAACUUGCAGUAUCAAGAUCAAGGGCAGCAGGAAAUGUUAAUCUGCCCCAGCGAUAAUUGAAAAUCUACUCCAAAUAACAGCAACAAUCUACACCAAAUGUAAUUUAACGAUAUUCGAGAACGACGAAUACAGCGCAUCCAUUUACAUAGCUUGCAACGGAGCGAACUUUUGAAUACGAAAUGCGAACGAAUCUAUGUUCAUUAAGAAUUUAUUAAUAGCUUUAACUAUUGAGUGAAACUUUCUACUUUCAUAAUUGUUUACUAAGACACCGAACCUAGCUAAGUGCUGCACUUUGUAGUGUUAUCUACUUUACAAUUUUCCAACUAAGUAGCAAAUCUGGCACGUCUACUCAUUUGCAUAACGAAUUUUAAUGCGUAUUAUUUCGAAAGGGAAAUUGCUUUGCAAAUCGAAAAUCGAAACUUUUUAAACGUAGCGUAUGUUAGGUUAGUGGUUUAGUGAAUGAACCAAAUCGAAACCUCUUUAAAAGAAAAGAACUUUUCCAUUUGUCAACUCAAAAGAACUUAUAAACGAAGCCUUUGAAAACUUUUUAACUCCAAGCGUAGUGGGAAACUUUAGUCUAUGAUUAUAUUAUUAUACACAUAAAUACAUACAUACUAUAUACAUAUACAUAACAAAUUGAAACCAAUAUAACGCCUGUACGUACGUGUAUAUCUAACUAUAUAGUUACACUUGUAUAUAGAUAUAAUUCUACUUGAAAAUAACAAACCAUAUGCUAGUCUAUUUUUAUGUAUUACCGAGCAACAUUUCAAGUCAGCUCUACCAAAUAAGCCUGUUUCCAAAACAUCCUCUAAAAAAAACUAAAACCUAUGUAUUUUUGAAAUUUGAUUCUUUGCUAGUUGGUAUUACAAAACUGUAGUAGCUGCGCUAUGCUCUGAUCCUCUCAAUUAAGUCAAAUGUUGUCGUUGAUUUCUAAAAUCAAAACAAUGCAUAUUGUUUGGUGUGCAGAAGGAGCAGCAGCAGCAGCAAGCGGAGGAUUUAUGAAGAUGAGAAAAUUUCUUUUUAGCAUAUUGUUAAUUUUUUAUACCUCUGCAUUGUUUUACACGCGCCUGUACUUAAAGCUAUACACGUGUGCUAAGUUUUAAAAUUAUUGUGACUUUAUAGUGUGUAAGCCUAGCUAAUUGUAAAAAGAAAACAAAUCAGACACAAAUAUGAUCGCCAUGUUAAUGCAUGCAAAUCUAUCUAAUCGAACUAUGUGUAUCUAACUACUAACGAUUGAUAAUGAUCAUUCUAAGGUGGGAAAUGAAUGUUGAUUUGAUUAUUUAAACACCAAACACUUGUAAUAAAUCGCUAACAACAAAACAAAAACCAAAAAAACUAAAAAAAUGAAACAAAGCUAAAACAGAAAUGAAUUCUUAACUAAAUGUAACAAUAAAUGAAUUUUUGUAAAUUAUUUUUGUCCGUCCACAUUGUUAGCUUUCAUAAUAUAAACUAAACAACAACAAAUAAAUAUACAUGCAUGAAUGCCAGUAAUAUAAAUGGAGAAACCAUAACGAAUAGUGAGCAAAAUUUUAAUGCAGUGUUGAAGUUUGAUUAGAGAAGCAGACAACUGGCGUAUAUACAAACAAACAAACUUAGCAAUUUUUAAAUGUGGAUGUACCCAAAGGAUUCACGGCUAUAUAUGAAGCAACAACGUGGUCCUCUGCGCAUGCUGAACUUGUCAAUUCUCAAACGUUCUUGUGAUUUUCAAAUGUAUUACCUACAUAAUACUACUAAUGAGUAAAGUGUUUAGUUUAAUUAACUAUUUGUUGAUUUUGUUUUGUUUCUUUUUUCGAGGCCACCAAGUACUUACAAGUAGAAUGUGCGUUGCUUUAUAUAAGCUUCGAUCCUUGGCAUACAUAUGUACAUACAUACAACUUAUAUAGACAUACCUCCAGCACGCCUCAGACAAUGAAACGAAUAACUCUUGUCAUUUACAAGUAUAUAUGAAAUAAAAUAAAUAUCGAACACAAACUUUUUACAUGGAUAACACAAAGUACAUACGAUAAUAUGUAUACUUAUAAAAUAGAUGCCCAGUUUUAAAAUCCAGUGUACUCCAAAUUGAAUAUAUAUUGAAGUUGAAGUUACAAUAGCUCGCAUGUUUUGGGAAUUAAUCAUUUGGAAAUAACUCGUUGCAAUGGGCUGUGUGUGUUACCAAUUAUCCUGUGGAUUAUCACAAACAAAUAAGUCGAACCAAAAGAUAAGUAAAAAGUAUUCUGAAAACAAGUUGCAACAAUACGCAGUUGUUCACAAAUAUUUAAUUGUUAACUAUUAAACUAUAAACUAAUUCUAAUUUGCACUAAUCAAGAACUUCAAUUGCAUUUUUUUGCUAUUACUCCAACUCUAAACUAAUUAUAAAAAGAAGACUAAUAAUAUUUCACUACUUAAUGACUUAACAAAUUGCAAUCAAUUUUAAAACGAAGGGCGAAAAUGUGACGCUGUUUUGUUACUCGUUAGAAGCGUUAGUCAGGGUGUUAAUACUUAUAUUUGCAAUAUUUGCACAUACACCGUAACACAAGCAUACAUAAUUAGUGAAUUGCUACCCGCAUACACACACACACACACACACACACACACAUACACAUAUAAACACAAACAUACACACACACACACACACACACUUGGACACAUUUGAACAAUUUUUGAAGAGGGCGUAACAGAGUGCUGAUUGAAAAGUGUGUGGGUUAUAACUUCAAAGUCUAGCAGAAAAUCAGAAAAGCAAAUAAAAAACUUAAAGUACCUUAAGCCAAUUGGCACUAAAACUCAAAUAUAUUUAACAACUUAACUAAACUAACAAACUAUGCCUAACUAUAUACACACAUACAUACAUAUUGAAUGAAAUGUGUA